This is a messenger RNA of Moneuplotes crassus, 1317 nucleotides long. Lineage: Eukaryota; Ciliophora; Spirotrichea; Euplotida; Euplotidae. The record is from the annotation of a GenBank genome assembly.
AUUUAUUGUAAAAUGAAAAUACGUGGUUUCCAAAUAGUGCUAGUCCUUCUGCUCCCUGCUCUACUACGAGCGGCAUUUAUCACAGGGAGUACUACUAUUGAUACUGUUUCUUAUACAAAAUAUAUUGCAAGGUUCGCAGUAAACCAAGAUAGCAUCCUUGACGUUAAACUUCGAACUAGAUUCCAACAGAAUUAUAACCAAAAUUAUGUAAAUGUGAAGUUGCUUCUUAUGAAUGAUGCUGAGUGGGAUAUGGCUUUGGAAUCAGACCUUUGUGCCGACAGAGAAAAACUAGCUAGGUUUAAUAUAAACAUUAGGAUGCAAUCCAAUGGGCAAUGGAGCCAGUGGGGGAAAAGCAAAGUUAGAAUUAUUAAUAGACCUCAAGUAUGGUACAUGCUCCUAGCCGAUUGAGACAGAGAGACUAACACAGAAGGGAUAAAUAUGAAAACAAUAGAUUUUGAACUAGAAAUGACCAAUGAUGAGUCUCACUUUUCGCAUGAGUACUGGGGUGUUCUCCCAACUAAUGUCUUCGCGCUUCUUGUUUUUAGUUAUCUGUUAGGAAAAACUGGGCUAAAAUUAUAUAAUGAGAUUAAGAAACAAGAAGAGUACCAAUCUCCUCUGAUGCCUUUGCUUGUUGCUCUUGUCUUAGAGUUUCUUCAGUUGAUUCUCUGAGUGAUGCAUCUGAUUUGAUACUCGUAUGAUGGAAGAGGAAUCUGGCUUUUUGAUUAUUUUCAGACAAUAUUUUCUAUACUGGCUCAAAUCACACUAAUUUCAUUAAUGAUUAUGAUUUCACAGGGUUGGACUCUUGUGUUUGGAGACUUAGCAGAGAAAAACUAUUUCAAAACUGAGCUUAUCAUAAACUUUGGAGUUCAUAUUUUUAUUGGUCUGUUAACAGUCAUUGAUAAUGGCGAAGCUCAUAAGUAUCAUGAUUUUGAAGGAUUUCAAGGUCUUUUGUUGAUCCUACUUAGACUUGGUAUUUAUGGAUAUUUUCUCUACAAUGUCAAAGAGAUUAUGAGAAAUAUCCCAAGGAAGAAUCUAAAGUUCAUGAAGGGAUUCAUCAUUUCAGCAUCCAUAUACAUGCUUUCAUUCCCAGCUUUUUGGAUUUGUUCAUAUCUUUUAAAUCCACAUAGAAGGCUCAAGUUUAUUCACUUUGGAAAUCUUUUUAUGCAGAUGAUUUCAAUCCUGAUAUUAGUCAACCAGAUCACAAAGAAGGAGAGUACUUAUAAUAAGGCUUCUAUGAGGUCCCAAGGGAUCUUGCCAAAUACAAAAGCUUUAUAAUAGAUCCGAAGUAGUGGUGCAAAAGUUUGAUUCAAAUAUUAC